This is a messenger RNA of Drosophila pseudoobscura, 5102 nucleotides long. RefSeq names its product Cuticular protein 76Bd (gene Cpr76Bd). Gene Ontology annotation, cellular component: extracellular matrix. The coding region runs from base 643 to 4668 and encodes 1341 amino acids. The transcript is spliced from 5 exons. The record is from RefSeq and is a predicted model, not a curated record. NCBI's taxonomy places the organism in Eukaryota, Metazoa, Arthropoda, Insecta, Diptera, Drosophilidae.
CGAGACAAAGCUGCCACCAAACGAGAGCUGGAGUCGGAGCUGCAGUCAUCAAUUCUUCAUCUGCACGCGCCAAAGUCGCAGCGCACCCGACUUGGUCUGGCCUGGCCCGAUCCAAUCCGAUACGAUCCGAUUCGACUCAUUCCUUGCAGCUAGAUCCAUUUUUUUUUUUGUUUUCUGCUAUAAAUAUAGUGUGUUUUUUUUUCGCUUUGUCGCCAAACUGGUGCGUGGCUGCCGCGCAUGCGUGCGAGCUUUUCUGUGCGAGUGUUGGCCAACUGACCGAACGUAUAUAAGCGAUUAUAGGGCCGGGCUGGCCAACAGUCCAGUCCAGUCGGCCGCGCUGCCUUGCUCUACAUCCCCGAAGCGUACCGAGCGUUCCGUUCCGUUCCGUUGCGUAUCAGUCCGUUUCGUGUUGCGGGUCUAUAUCGAGUCCGUGGCGUCUGUUCGAUUCAAUUGAGUCGUUCAUCCCCGUGUGUGUGUCUGCUCCGCAAGGCAGUACCUCUCCACCUGACAAAGGAUAGCUUGAUCCUUGGAGCAAGCUUGUGAAUUCUUUUUUUGGAAAAGUGCAAAUGUUGUGUCAUUGACAGAAAGGAUCCAUAAAGUUUCUUCAUUAAUCCAGAGCCAACGAAUUUUUUUAGUGGAAAUAUGAAGUUCCAUCUGAUAGCCCUGCUGGGCUUACUCGGCUCCGUGCUGGCCGAUCCCUCAGCCCUACCCUCGCCCACACUGGCACCACCGCUGCCGCCCUGUGUGCAUGCGGCCACCACCGGCUAUGCAUAUCCACCCCCAGCCGAGGUGAAGUUCUCCAUAUCGCCGGGCGUGACCAAGUACAGCCAGUCGCCGGCGAUUUCCUCGUACUCCGAGAACGGAAAGCUCCUGCACACGGCGAUCGGGAGCUCAGGGUCCUCCUACGAAUCCAGCGCGGGACUUGAGGGCCUGUCGCAUGGUGGCCUCACCCAGAUUGACAAGUACAUAGCUCCGGUGCAGAAAUCACUGUUCUCGCCAUCGGCGGAGUACGCAGGAGCAGGUAUCACCUAUGCAGAGAAGUCACCGGCUGCCAAGUAUGCGACUGUGGUGCCGUCGGGCAUCGAGAUCAAGAACCUGGUCUCUCCAGCUCUCACCAAGACACUGCUGUCGGCCCCAAGGCUGGACAAUGGUUACCUGCCCCCAUCUCCCAGCCUGAGCAAGGUAGCCACGUACACCUCGCCCGGAUACAGCUACAGCUCGGCGACGCCCGGCAUCUCGAAGGUGGCCACUUACUCGUUCCCGGCCCCGGCUCCGGCCCCGUCUAGCGUGCCCUACUAUGCACCGCCGGUGACUACCAAGGUGGAGACCUACAGCUCACCCGGAUACACCUAUUCCAAGGCCAGUCCGGGAUACUCCAAAGUUGAGACCUACAGCUCGCCCGGCUACAGCUACGGCCAGCUCUCGCCCGGCCUUUCCAAGAUUGCAACAUACUCGCCCUCCGUCUCCUACGCGGCACCGGCAAUAGCCAAGGUCUCUGCCUACGUCGCCCCGGCUGUUAAGCUGGCCACCACCUCGUCCCUGCUAUCCUCCCAUGGCACGGGCUACUCCGCCAGCUAUGCUCCAGCCCUCACAAAGUACAGCCAGGCGGCGGAUGUUUCCCACCAGUUCAUAUCCAAGCCCAUCAUUGCCGCCUAUCCGGCAGCGGCUCCAGCCAUUGCCACCUAUUCCCCGGCUCCGUCCGUCACAAAGAUCGUCGGAAGCUAUGGAGGAUCUGCAUCCGGUGCUGUUUCCCAUCAGUACGUGUCAAAGCCAGCAGUGGCCACCUACUCCUCAGCUCCUGCCAUAGCCAAGGUGGCGACCUAUGCUGCUCCAGCACUAUCCACGUACUCCUCGGGUCCCGCUAUCACCAAGCUCUCGACCAGCUACGGAGGAAGUGGUUCCGGCGUGGUUUCCCAUCAAUAUGCUGCAGCUCCUGCCGUUGCCUACGCCUCCCCGUCCAUUUCUACAUACUCUGCGGCUCCCAGUCUCUCCAAGAUUGCCACUAACUAUGGCAGCACUGGCCACGGCGGAGCCGUCUCCCAUCAGUAUGUGUCCAAGCCAGCGGUGGCUACUUAUUCGGCCGCUCCUGCUAUUGCGAAGGUGGCGACUUAUGCUGCUCCAGCGGUUGCCACCUAUGCGUCUGCCCCCGCCAUAACCAAGCUAUCGACCAGCUACGGAGGAAGCGGUUCAGGAGGAGCCGUUUCACAUCAGUAUGUGUCCAAGCCGGCUGUGGCCACAUACUCCUCUGGUCCUGCCAUUGCCAAGGUAGCCACCUAUGCAGCUCCAGCCCUGUCCUACUCCUCAGCUCCUGCCAUUUCCAAGGUGGCCUACGCUGCUCCGGCUGUUUCCGCCUACUCCUCAGGUCCGGUCGUAACCAAAGUGACCACUGGGUAUGGCAGCCACGGCGGAAGCUAUGGAGGGAGCGGCUCGGGAGCCGUUUCCCACCAGUAUGUCUCCAAGCCGGCAGUGGCCACAUACUCCUCUGGUCCUGCCAUAGCCAAAGUAGCAUCCUACGCUGCUCCUGCCAUAGCCACAUACUCCGCAGCUCCUGCCAUCGCAAAGGUGGCGACAUAUGCCGCUCCUUCUAUUGCAACCUAUUCCUCAGGCCCCGCCCAUGCCAAAGUAGCAACCUACAGCCAGGCAGCGGAUGUUUCCCAUCAGUACAUUUCGAAACCCAUUGUCGCUGCCUAUCCGGCAGCGGCUCCAGCCAUUGCCACCUAUUCCUCGGCUCCGGCCGUCACAAAGAUCGUAGGCAGCUAUGGAGGAUCUGCAUCCGGUGCUGUCUCCCAUCAGUACGUGUCAAAGCCAGCGAUUGUCGCUGGUCCUGCCAUCUCCAAAGUGGCUACCUAUGCUGCUCCAGCCAUUGCCACCUACUCCCCGGCUCCGGCCGUCACAAAGAUCGUGGGCAGCUAUGGAGGAUCUGCAUCCGGUGCUGUUUCCCAUCAGUACGUGUCAAAACCAGCAGUGGCCACCUACUCCUCAGCUCCUGCCAUAGCCAAAGUGGCUACCUAUGCAGCUCCAGCCGUUGCCACCUAUGCUGCUGCUCCCGUUGUAACUAAAGUGUCCACUGGCUAUGGGGGAGCAGGCUAUGGGAGCUACGGAGGAAGCGGUUCAGCUGGGGCCGUAUCCCAUCAGUAUGUGUCCAAGCCAGCAGUGGCAACCUAUUCCUCUGGGCCUGCCAUAGCCAAGGUAGCAUCCUACGCUGCUCCUACCAUUUCCACGUACUCCUCGGCUCCCAGCCUCACCAAGAUUGCCACCAGCUACGGCAGCAGCGGGCACGGUGGCAUCUCAUAUGGCCCGGCUGUCACCAAGAUUUCCAGCUAUGCUCCGGCAUUGUCGAAGACUUAUUUGCCAGCUGCUCCGGCCAUCUCCCUGCCAGCAGUGUCCAAGACUUAUCUGCCAGCUGCUCCGGCCAUCUCCCUGCCAGCAGUUUCCAGCUAUUCUUCAGGUCCGGUCGUAACCAAAGUGUCGUCUGGCUAUGGAGGCUAUGGAAGCUAUGGAGGAAGCGGCUCAGGAGGAGCAGUCUCUCAUCAGUAUGUGUCCAAGCCCGCACUGGCAACCAUCUCAGCAGGUCCUGCCAUAGCAAAGGUGGCAUCUUACGGAGCCCCCGCCAUAUCGACUUAUUCCGCUGCUCCUGUCCUAACGAAAGUGGCCACUGGCUAUGGAGGUCAUGGAGGAAGCGGUUAUGGAGGUUCCGUCUCCCAUCAGUACGUGUCCAAGCCCGUCAUUGGCAGCAUCUCGGCUGCUCCUGCCAUAGCAAAGAUAGCCACGUAUGGCGUGUCGGAUGUUAGCCACAUCUCCGCGGGUCCGGCACUGGUCAAGGUUGGCUCUUCCUCUUCCCAUGGCCUGGGAUUGGGUCUUGGCUACUCUGCUAGCGGACAUGGCGCUGUGUCCACUCAAUAUGUGUCCAAGCCCGCAGGAGCUGCUCUUCUGGGUGCUCCGUUGACCAAGCUAACCUCUGGUCCGGCCUACGCUCUGGGAGGAAAGCUGGCCAGCAGCACAGCCUACGGCAUAAGUGCAGGUAAAUUGGGCCUUGGCUCGGAUCACGAUGGCAGCUACUAUGGAGCCAUCUCCUUGGGUCACGGAGGCGUCUCUCCGGCCCUAAACUAUCAGGGACUUCUCACGCAUGGCACUCAUGGUAGUCUGUCCCAUGGCGGCCUAGGUCUAGGUCUAGGUGGCUUGGCUCAUGGAGGACUGUCAUACGCUCCAAUCACAUCCUCACAUUUGGACGCCUCGCUGAGUGGCUAUGACCAUGGUGUGGGAGGAAUUGGACCUUUGGGCGCCGGUUUCUAUCGUUAUGCUCCGAGUGUGCCGGCGUUAAGUGCUCAUGCCCCACUGCCGGCUACCGCCUACCUGAAGUCGGCGCCCGUGGCCCAGCCAGCCCUGCUCAAGGUGGUGCCAGAGAAGCAUCUAGAACACUUUGAUGCCCAUCCUCGCUAUGCCUUUGAGUAUGCCGUAAAUGAUCCGCAUACGGGCGACAACAAGCAUCAGCGCGAGGAACGGGAUGGAGAUGUGGUCAAGGGAGAGUACUCCUUGGUGGAGCCCGAUGGCAAUGUGCGCACAGUCAAGUACUAUGCCGACUGGGAAACGGGCUUCCACGCCGAGGUCAUCAACAGUCGCGAUCAGGGCAAAAUUGUGGCCAAGCGUCAGACGGCAGCCAAGUCGUGAGCUCUAACAGUUACAAAAUUGUUUUGUUCGUUCAGCAACUGUAAAUAGCCUCAAAUCCAAUCUUCUUCUCAUUAAACAUUAAACGUAUUUAUGUAAAACUCCACAACGAUAACGAUACACCACAACCACGAUGUCACACGGCCCGCCAUUCUUGCCAUUCUCUCUAUAUGUGUAUACCUAUCCACUCGCUCCCGUCUAAAGAUACCUAACUACUGAUCCCUGUGCUCAUGUGAUAGGCGUUUCGUAUUUUACUGAACUGCUUGCGCUGCUCUCUCAACCCUAAAUGCGCGUUUCUUAUGCCUAACUAUUUGUACAUACCUAAACGGAUUGAUUGUAUAUUGAUAUAUAUUGUAAAAUGUUGACUUCAAAUAAACAAGAUUUAAGAACGCCACAGUCGAGAGUGCUCGACAAUGAGAUAUAAAGCCUCAAUACCA